CCAACAGUCUGCCCUGAAAAGAGAGUUCCAGCCUACAGAGUCUGACAAAAAGGUUUGCUGAAUGAAAUUCCAUUUCUGUGCCGUGCUUAGAUUCAAAUCAGAACUGGCAUCUCUGCCACUGCGUGAGCCGAGCAGACACGGGACCCAAACACACUUUGUGCUUCAGCUGGAGUCUGAAUCUGAGCCCGAUCUCUGCUCCUGGGAUCUAACCCGCUGGCUGAUAAGGGUGAGUUGCUACAGAGCUAUUGCCUGGGUGGCAUUCCUGCAGCCAGUUCCCAAACGGCGUGUGGCUGGGCUUCCCUCUGCCGUCCCGUGCGUGCUGGAGUAACGCUCUUGUCUGCGUCCAGAAGGCAGGACAGCACGCGUGAACGGUACUAGGAGAGAGGAGGCAUCAGAAUUUACUGUCUGCGAAGAUUUGGAAACGUGGGGAAAUGUCUAAUGAACUGGAUUUUAGAUCUGUGCGUCUGAUGAAGAAUGACACCAUGAACUUCCAGAAAUUCCCCUAUACCAAUGAAGAUGAAGCCUGGAAAACCUACCUAGAGAACCCCUUGACCGCGGCCACCAAAGCUAUGAUGAGGGUGAAUGGAGAUGAUGACAGCGUGGCUGCCCUCAGCCUCCUCUAUGACUACUACAUGGUCCCAAAGGAGAAGAGGAUUCUUCCAUCUGGUAUGAUGGGACGCAAUGAACUAGGAAAGAGGCACUGCCACGGAAUGGAGUACGACCCAGAGAUCGCAUCCUUUGAUGGCUCAGCCCAUCUCAUGAAGCUCUUGUCUGAAAACGUUUCCAUGACCCAAGAAUAUUGUGAGCCACAGAAGAAGAACGGCUUAAGUCUUGAAGGCGUCCCUACUCCUCACAAGCCAGCCAUGCUUCCACCAGGCACUAGCAAGCUGGACGCCACCCCAGACAACUUCAUGGUCCCUCCAGGGGAUGUAUACGACAACAGCUCGUUGAACUCCCUCUUCGAGACCAUCCCCGUAGCCCCACCACAGCAGAGGUGGCAGCCAGACAGCACUUUCAAAGAGGAUCCCCAGGAGUCGCUACUCUUCAGUGAUAUCCUCAAACCCCAGCCAGAGCCGCCUUGCCCCGAGAGUUACGCUGCAGACGGUGUCAAGAGUGACUUUGAAUACACUCUGGGGUCACCCAAAGCCAUUCACAUCAAGUCUGGGGACUCUCCCAUGGCCUACCUCAACAAAGGACAGUUCUACCCCAUCACGCUGCGGACAGCUGGAGACAGCAAAUGUUUACACUUGUCCUCAAAUAAAGUGAAGAGUGUUGUGAUGAUUGUUUUUGACAAUGAAAAGAUCCCGACGGAGCAGCUCAAGUUCUGGAAGCACUGGCAUUCCCGCCAGCCCACGGCCAAGCAGAGGGUCAUUGAUGUUGCUGACUGUAAAGAAAACUUCAACACGGUGCAGAACAUCGAGGAGUUAGCCUACAACGCUCUGUCCUUCGUGUGGAACGUCCACGAAGAAGCAAAGGUGUUUAUUGGAGUGAAUUGCCUGAGCACUGACUUCUCCUCCCAGAAAGGAGUGAAGGGUGUCCCCCUCAACCUCCAGAUAGACACUUACGACUACGGCAACGGAACCAGCCAGCUGGUGCACCGCGCCGUCUGCCAGAUCAAGAUAUUUUGUGAUAAGGGAGCAGAGAGGAAAAUGAGGGAUGAUGAAAGGAAACAGUUCAGGAGGAAAGGAAAAUGCCUGGACUCCAAUAACAAUGGUCUGAAAGGCUGUUUGCUCUCUGGCUUCAGAGGGAAUGAAAUCACGUUCCUGAGGCCAGAGACUGACCUCGAAACCCAGCCAGUCCUGUUUAUCCCCAACGUCCAUUUUUCAAACCUGCAGAGGUGUGGCACGGUGCUCCCUCCUGCUGUUCCCAACUCUGCAAACAGGCUGCCCUUAAAACGGAGCGGUGCUUCGUUCACAGACGAGUUUGACCCGAUACCUCCAAAGCAAACCAAGGAAGAAGAUCCUCAGAGAGUCCUGUUGUACGUGCGGAGGGAGUCAGAGGAAGUGUUUGAUGCUCUCAUGCUGAAGACACCGGAUCUCCAGGGCCUCAGGACAGCUAUUUCAGAAAAAUAUGGGCUUCCUGAAGAAAGCAUUUAUAAAGUCUACAAAAAAUGCAAAAGAGGGAUCCUGGUGAACAUGGACAACAACAUCAUCCAGCACUACAGCAACCACAUGGCCUUUCUCCUGGACAUGGUGGAAGCCGAGGACAAGUUCCAGAUCAUCCUCAAGGAGCUAUAAAGAGCCACAGGCAGCACUUACUGGGACUUCUCUCCAAGCCGGCAAGUUUGACCCAACAGAGCUCAGCCUAGUGCCUCAACUUGUUGCCUUUACUUGAAUAUUGCCUCUGGGGAGGACCUCGGCCUCGCGGGGCCGGGCCAGAGACUGCUUGGAAGAUCUGUUAUCGAUGUGAACAUGGAACUUCUCUCUGAGUUUAUUAUUAUUAUUAUUUUUAAUUUUAUUUUAUUCCCUUCUGGCGAUGGGCCUGACCUCCUGUUUCACAGCCGGGACCGUGCAGUUACACCAACACGGCUGUCGGAGCUGGGGCAGGGCAGGGGGCUGCCUCUGCUCUGUUUGCCUUGGCCCGUGACUGAUCCAGCCCUCGGCUUUGGCUUUCUCCCAAACCACCGGUCAUGCAGAACCUUCAAACCAUUUCCAGCAGGGCUGAGCCCAGCUCUGAGCUUCUCUCUGGCCACAGAGACUUUCACAGAUGCAUUUAAAACUCACUGUCGAACGGACACUGCCUGCUCCCACCCCCCAACCCUGCCGUAUCUCUGAGUGUAAAUACCACGAAGGCCUCCAUAGCCCUUGUUUAUACAUUUCUGAUGUAUUGUUCCUUUUAUAUUUUAUAUAUGUAUAAAUAUGCAUUGUUUUAUAUUUGACUCAGUACGGUGACACAGAGCAUUUCAAACACAGGCUGCUUCACAUUUCUCCGUGAACUCCUUUUGUAACUGUGUUGUUGGUUUUGUUGUUUUGGAUAUUCCGUAGUAAUAAAGGUUCAAAGAUGGGAAACGAACUGUUUUCACCCAGCUCCGGAGGUUGGAGUUGGGAAGGGCCGGGCAGGCGCCAGGGCAGGGAGGUGACCGGGAGGGCUCCAGGCUGGGUUUGCACCACAGACCCUUCCGCAGCACGAGGCCUUCGUGGGUCC
Athene cunicularia (burrowing owl) is the source of this 3144-nucleotide messenger RNA. It is a transcript of the gene GRHL3, whose product is annotated as grainyhead like transcription factor 3. NCBI's taxonomy places the organism in Eukaryota, Metazoa, Chordata, Aves, Strigiformes, Strigidae. The transcript has 19 exons. The record is from RefSeq and is a predicted model, not a curated record. Gene Ontology annotation, molecular function: DNA-binding transcription activator activity, RNA polymerase II-specific; RNA polymerase II cis-regulatory region sequence-specific DNA binding. The coding region runs from base 432 to 2237 and encodes 601 amino acids. Gene Ontology annotation, biological process: regulation of transcription by RNA polymerase II. Gene Ontology annotation, cellular component: nucleus.